Electrophorus electricus (electric eel) is the source of this 1223-nucleotide messenger RNA. RefSeq names its product inositol monophosphatase 1 (gene impa1). NCBI's taxonomy places the organism in Eukaryota, Metazoa, Chordata, Actinopteri, Gymnotiformes, Gymnotidae. The record is from RefSeq and is a predicted model, not a curated record. Gene Ontology annotation, molecular function: inositol monophosphate 1-phosphatase activity. Gene Ontology annotation, biological process: signal transduction; phosphatidylinositol phosphate biosynthetic process; inositol metabolic process.
CAUGACAUCUCUGGCUAAGCCGCAAAGGUUUAUGAACGGAGCUCUGUGCACCACUGGAGACUCGCAUGAAAGAGAACGGAUCCAGUAACCCACUGCAAUAUAAUGAUUUCAAAACAGAAACUGCUUUGAGGCAAGAUGGCUGAUCUUUGUCAGGAAGCCAUGGAUCAUGCUGUGGCCCUGGCCAAGAAGGCAGGAGAGAUUGUUAGGGAUGCUCUGCAGAAUGAAAUGAAGAUCAUGUGCAAAAGCUCCUCCGUGGACUUGGUCACCAAGACUGACCAGAAGGUGGAGCAACUCAUCAUAGACUCAGUGAAGGAGAAGUUCCCUAAUCACGGUUUCAUCGGGGAGGAGUCAGUAGCUGCAGGUCAGCCGUGCCUCCUGACUGACGACCCGACCUGGAUUGUGGACCCGGUGGACGGAACCACGAACUUUGUGCAUGGGUACCCUUUCGUUGCCGUUUGCAUUGGCUUUGCUGUCAAUAAGAUGUUAGAGUUCGGAGUAGUGUAUAGCUGUAUAGAGGAUAAGAUGUACACAGCGCGCAGAGGGAAGGGAGCCUUCUGCAAUGGAGACCCUCUCCAGGUGUCUGACCAGAAAGAGAUCAAUCAGUCCAUCAUUGCCACAGAGUUUGGCUCAAGCAGAGAUCCCGAAGUGGUUGACAAGAUAUUCUCCAACAUGAGGAAGAUUUUGUGUCUGCCAGUGCACGGGAUACGUGGGUCGGGCUCGGCUGCUGUCAACAUGUGUUUGGUGGCCGCUGGCUGCGUGGAAGCGUACUACGAGGUCGGCAUCCACUGUUGGGACGUAGCGGCAGCUGCUGUCAUAGUGGCAGAGGCUGGAGGCGUGCUCGUGGACUUGGAGGAUGGACCGUUGGAUCUAAUGUCUAGAAGAAUCCUUGCAGCCAAUAACGAGACGAUCGCAGCGAGGAUCAGGAGAGAGAUCGAGGUUUACCCUCUUGUCAGGGAUGAUACUCCUAUAGAGACUAAACAAUAAAUGUGCUAGUAUUAUUAAACUAAUUCUCUGGUCUAUUCUCAGUUUAUUUUGAACUUUAUAAAAAAAAUCCCAAACGUUUGUAUUUUUAUUUUGUCAAAGCAAUUUGUCUUUAAAAGUUAAAACUAUGACUGUGUUGUUUUUUCUUUUUUUAGUUUAAGGUUCAACAUGUGGGCAGUUGAGGUUUUUUAAUCUUAAUUUUGGGAACUCAAAUAAAGGCACGGUACAAAAAAAAUAAAACA